CGAUUAUGUCUGAACCAAAUGUUCCUAAUGAACGUGACCCACUAAUUGGUUCAAGGCCUGAGGGUUAUGUGAUAUAUAAUGCAAAUGUUUAUACAGUUGAUGAAAAAAAUCCAAAAGUUGAAGCCUUCACGGUGUUGAAUGGAAAGUUUGUUGAUAUUGGUACAAGAUUGGAUUUGCUACAAAAAUGGACUAGUCUUAAACAUAUAGAUUUAAGAGGUCGAACCGUAAUCCCAGGAUUAAUUGAUGCACAUGCGCAUUUAAUGCAUCUUGGUGAUGCGCUAACAUCUGUUAAUCUUGUCGGUGCGAAAUCUAUUGAAGACAUAAAUCAACGAAUUUAUGAAUAUAUCAAAACAUAUCCUAACACGAAUGGAUGGAUCACAGGAUGGGGAUGGGAUCAAACACUCUGGUCAUCGAAAUCGUUUCCGACUUCUAAAGAUUUAGACAUUGAUCCAAUACUAUCUCAAUAUGCAAUAUCACUAUCACGUAUUGACGGACAUGCUUUAUGGGUUAAUGGGAGAGCAUUGGAUAUACUUGGAAAAGAUAACAUUCCACCCGAACUGGAUGGUGGUGAGAUUAUAAGAGACAACGAAACAGGCCAAUUGACCGGAAUUUUUGUUGAUAAUGCUAUGAAAUUGAUUCAACAGAUAUUGCCACAACCAACUGACCAACAAUUAUUAACAAAUCUCAAAGCGGCAAUCUAUGAAAUGCAUUCUCAUGGUCUUACUGGAGUUCAUGAUGCGGGUGUUUUACCUAAAUUACUUAAAUUUUACCAAAAUACUAUUUUAUCAAAUCCACAAGACUUUAACAUUAGAAAUUAUGCCAUGGUUGAAUGUGAAAACAAUACUUAUUGUGGUAAUCAAAUUGAGAAAAUAGAUGGGUUAGGUGACGGGAGAUUAACUGUUAGAAGUACUAAAAUCUAUAUGGAUGGUGCAUUGGGAAGUUGGGGUGCUGCAUUAUUGGAGCCUUAUUCUGAUGAUCCAACAAAGCAGGGGUUAUUAAUCUCCGAUCCAACUUUAUUACCCCCUGUGAUUAGCAGAUGGUUGGAUAAAGGCUUCCAAGUUAACACUCAUUGUAUAGGAGAUAAAGCCAAUCACAUAAUCAUAAACGCAUAUGAAAAAUGUUUUAAAGAUUAUAUACUUUCAAAACAAAAUGGGCAAAACAUUACCGAGGAAGAAUUGACUAAAGAAAUUAAAAAAUUAGGUGAAAGUGUUAGAUUUAGGAUUGAGCACGCACAAAUAUUGACGUUAGACGAUAUCAAACGUGUUGGUGAAUUACGGAUCAUACCGUCAAUGCAGCCUACACAUGCAACGUCCGAUAUGAAUUAUGCAGAACAAAGACUGGGUAGUGAACGUAUUAAAGGUGCAUACGCAUGGCGUUCAUUCAUUGACGCUGGAGUAAAGGCAUUUCCUCUUUCUUCGGAUUUCCCCGUAGAAUCUGUGAACCCUUUUUUGGGAUUCUACGCCGCAAUCACGCGAAAAUGGACUAAUGGGGAUUCUCCACACGGUCCAAAUGGAUGGUUUCCAUCCCAAAAACUAACACGUGAAGAAGCUUUACGCGGAUUUACCAUUGAUGCAGCCUAUUCCGCGUUUAAUGAAGAUAUUUUGGGAUCGAUAACAGUAGGCAAAUACGCGGAUUUUGUGGUAAUCGAUCGUGAUAUAAUGAACAUUCCAGAACAAGAAAUAAUUAAUACCGCCGUAUUGACAACUGUGUUCAAUGGGCAAGUUGUUUUUGGAGAUUUUUCAAAGAUUGUACAAUAA
Molecule: messenger RNA, 1757 nt
Organism: Racocetra persica
Lineage: Eukaryota; Fungi; Glomeromycota; Glomeromycetes; Diversisporales; Gigasporaceae
Source: the annotation of a GenBank genome assembly